AUGAGCGCCAUGAUCCCCAUGGCCAUGUUCGGCCUUGAGGUCCCAGCGGGCGACGUCGCCAUCCCGGCCAUCUCAGAGAUUCCUUCUGCUUUCCGCAUCACAAUGGCUGCCAUUGACCCCAGUGCGGAGCCAGAGGAGACCGAUGAGCCAAACGCCGUCCCGCGUGCCACUUUGAAGGUCAUUCGCCAGGCGCUCGUCGACUACGACUCCGAGGAUGAUGAGGACGAGGAUGAGGAUGAUUUCGACAUCAACGAAAUGGAGGCCAUGCUCGGCGACCAGGAAGAUGAUGAGGACAGCGACGAUGAGGAUGUUAACGGCGGCCCAAGUGAUCCUGCCCGCUCCAAGAAGGCCAAGAAGGCUGCCGCAAAGAAGGCCAUCAUGGAGCUUCUCGCGCAGGAGGGCGAGAGCGAUGACGUGGAAGUCGACGAUAUGCCCAACGGCAAGAAGUCCGCCAAGGCAAAGGGCAAGAUGCCUGCCAGCGACGACGACGAGGAUGUUGAAGACGACGAGGACAGCGAUGAUGAGGAGGGCGAGAUUGAAGAAUUUGUCAUUUGCACUCUUGACCCAGCGAAGAACUACCAGCAACCCCUCGACAUCACCAUUGGCGAGAACGAGCGUGUCUUCUUCAAGGUCUCUGGUACUCACUCCAUCUUCCUCACUGGAAACUACGUCGAGCCUACCUCUCACGACCAUGCGCAUGGCGGCGGCAUGUACGACCCCGACAGUGAUGAGGAAGACGACUACGACCUCGAGCCAAACAGCGACGAGGAGAUCGACUAUGACUCCGAGGACGAGCUUGACGACAUUGAGGACCCUCGCAUCACCGAGAUUGAGGAUGAAGAGGCUCCCGAGCUCGUCAAGGCUAGCAAGAAGGCUGACAAGAAGGGCAAGAACAAGCGUGCCGCAGAGGACGAGGCGGAACCCGCUGCCGGUGCUUCCAUCGAUGAGCUCAUCGCCAAGACUGAGGAGAAGCCGCUCUCCAAGAAGCAGCUGAAGAAGCUGAAGAAGAAUGACGGCUCUGCCACCGAGACCAAGACUGAGGAGCCGGCAUCUGCCAAAUCCGACAAGAAAGUGAGCUUCGCCAAACAGCUCGAACAGGGUCCUACGCCCACGAAGGCUGACGCAAAGAAGGCCGAUGACAAGAAGCCCGCGGCUUCCGGUCCCCGUGUCGUUCAGGGUGUGACCAUCGAUGACAAGAAGUUGGGCACUGGUCCUGCUGCCAAGGCUGGCGACAAGGUCGGCAUGCGCUACAUCGGAAAACUGGAGAAGGACGGCAAGGUCUUUGACUCGAAUAAGAAGGGCAAGCCUUUCACCUUCAAGCUUGGUGUUGGCGAGGUCAUCAAGGGUUGGGACAUUGGUGUCGCGGGCAUGACCGCCGGCGGCGAGCGUAGAAUCACCAUCCCCGCACACCUCGGAUACGGCAAGCAGGGCACUGGGCCGAUCCCAGGCAAUGCGAACCUGGUAUUCGAUGUCAAGCUUCUGUCUGUUGCUAAGAAAUGA
Messenger RNA from Ramularia collo-cygni, 1500 nucleotides. RefSeq names its product related to FPR3-prolyl cis-trans isomerase. The record is from RefSeq and is a predicted model, not a curated record. Gene Ontology annotation, molecular function: peptidyl-prolyl cis-trans isomerase activity; macrolide binding. The transcript is spliced from 3 exons. Lineage: Eukaryota; Fungi; Ascomycota; Dothideomycetes; Mycosphaerellales; Mycosphaerellaceae. The coding region runs from base 1 to 1500 and encodes 499 amino acids. Gene Ontology annotation, cellular component: chromatin; nucleolus.